Molecule: messenger RNA, 3051 nt
Organism: Bombus pascuorum
Lineage: Eukaryota; Metazoa; Arthropoda; Insecta; Hymenoptera; Apidae
Gene: Tpst
Product: protein-tyrosine sulfotransferase
Exons: 9
Coding region: 539-1681 (380 amino acids)
Biological process (GO): peptidyl-tyrosine sulfation
Cellular component (GO): Golgi apparatus
Molecular function (GO): protein-tyrosine sulfotransferase activity
Source: RefSeq, a predicted model, not a curated record
GCAGCUGAUCUAUGGUACGGUGUGGAGCAGUCGUGUUCGUACCGCGUUUCGUAGUGUGUUUGUACCGGUACGGUUAUACGACGUUUAUGUUCGACUCUCGGUUUCGUCGCAGUGAUUAUCGUGUACCGUACUCCUGACAAGUGACUGUACCAAAUCUGGUAUUCCGACCGAUUCUUUUGCUGACACAUUGCGAAACGGUGAAAGGCAGAAGAGGACGAGCAGGAGAGGACAACGAGACGAAGGACGAGUAAGGAGUAUUAGCCACAACGCGUUUACCAGGAAAGAUCGAGGGAAAUCUCGACACGGAGAAAAGGUGGCAGCUGCUCUGUCCAAGGCGAGGAUCGUGUUUGUACUGGCGCCCACGAAACGUGCAAUGAGCUAAUGGCGUAACCGGGAACACGAGGCCCCGAAACCUUGGCCUCGAGUAGCCCGCUGUGACCACCACACCGAUCCAGACGAUCGCAUCGGCGCUCACUAACGUGCCGCCCAAAACACGUCCAAGUACGCGAGUGACGUGGUCGUCGUUCGAAACGACGACAUGUCGUUCUUGCUUAGUCGAGGCGGCCGAAAGGGGCCCAUCAUCUGCUUCGUCGGCCUUCUUCUGGUCUUCGCUCUUUAUCAGCUAGGCAUCAUCUGCGGCUCCAUGAAGUACGUGCCCACAGCGAUGAUGGUCGCCAAAGAGAAAUACGUGGUGGGCCCGUUCGAUCACAAGAGAUACACGUACGAUCGCUACAUGCCGCUAAUUUUUAUCGGUGGUGUGCCACGAUCUGGCACUACCUUGGUACGCGCCAUGCUCGAUGCACAUCCCGAUGUCAGGUGCGGACAGGAGACACGGGUGAUACCAAGAAUCUUGCAGAUGAGGAUGCACUGGCUGAAAUCUGAAAGGGAAAAUCUGCGUCUUUCGGAAGCGGGCAUUUCGAAAGAAGUAAUGGACAGUGCUAUAGCAGCAUUCUGCCUGGAAAUAAUAGCGCGACACGCGGAGCCGGCACCGCGGUUAUGCAACAAGGAUCCCCUCACUCUGAAGAUGGGCUCGUACAUUCUCGAUCUCUUCCCAAAUGCCAAGUUUAUCUUCAUGAUCCGCGACGGUCGUGCCACCGUGCAUUCCAUUAUCUCGAGAAAGGUGACUAUAACAGGAUUCGAUCUGUCCUCGUAUCGACAGUCGUUGAUCAAAUGGAACCACGCGAUAUCUAUAAUGUACGGCCAAUGUAAGGAAAUUGGCUCGGACAAGUGUUUGAUGGUUCCGUACGAACAACUGGUGCUACAUCCGCGUGAAUGGAUGAAGAAGAUUCUCAAAUUUUUGGACGUUCCUUGGAACGAGUCUGUGAUGCAUCACGAGGAAUUCAUUAACAAACCAGGCGGCGUGCCAUUGAGCAAGGUAGAAAGGUCGUCGGACCAGAUCAUAAAGCCGGUCAAUCUGGAGGCACUGACCAAGUGGGUAGGCCACAUUCCGGAUGAUGUGGUCAGAGAGAUGCCUGACAUCGCACCGAUGCUUUCUGUGCUCGGCUAUGAUCCUUAUGCUAAUCCGCCGGUGUACGGAGCACCGGACAGGCUGGUUAGCGAAAACACCAGACGGGUGCUAGCAAACGGUGAAGUAUGGGCAGCCAGGGCACGCCAAUUCUCUUUAGAGAAGCUGAUCGAGCUGAGCAAAGAGGAUGAGGCUACCAACGCCCCAAACGCGUGACCUCGGACACAUCUUUCCCUAGGCACGCGAACCUCGAAUCCGUACAAUUUCUGUAACGUCUAACGACGGUCUUGGGAGAGCCAGUAACGAAUAAUACUACCGGAAAAACGCCAGACGAGUGCGGUCUUUUUCAUGCGAAGUUGUUUCUCUAGAUCAGAGGCACGCUCGGCCGUCUUGUCAAGAGAAUAUAUUCGAGGACAGUGAAUUGUAACCUGGCAAACGAGAGGGACGCAAGGAUUCGUCUAGUUUAAGGUUGACUCUCGAUUAUAUGUACAUGUUCAAUCUCGGCCCAUAGACACGGAGUUAUAGAUUGCUGUGCAAUUUUUCGCAUACGCGAACGUGAUUAUUCUCUCUGUACGAUAUAUGUUAACCGGUAGAUAUUCAUCUUCGAUUCGUACCGAACGCGUAACGAUCUCGUCACUUUCCGUGAUUCGGUACUAUUCUUUUUCGACGAAUUAGAUGAAUUUUCUGCGAUACACGAUUCCACAGUGCAGAAUGCAAGCGUACCGAAUCAAGCAAAGUGUAAACGGGAGAAGAAAAUGCCAUGCUAGAGUUGCUAAUUGUUUCGGUCUUGUUUGUUCUUUUUUAUUAUCAUGAAUGAUAUAAAUCUCGCCCAGUAUGUGCUAUGUUGAAACUGUUUCUGUACGAUUUCGUCUGAUGGCCAGUGACAAGAACCUAUGUAGGCUAUGGAGCUUCUAUGUAAAAAGUGUACAAGGUGAACGUGCUGAAUGUCGUGGAAAGGAAGCGAAAGUAUUGUAUCGAUGCGAACAGGAAAAUCUCUGUAUAAUAUUUUCUAUUAUGAUAGAAAUGAUUUCUAUGACUUUCUACGUGAAAACAAAAUACGCGUUUUCGUAUGUAGAACUUAUUUCUUAUUGAGACAUGACUUUGAUCGAUCACGAUGAAGGAAACUUUUGUGUUCCUUUUCUUCUCUGCUUUUUGUUAGCCUUUUCUCUGCAUUCAUACAUUAACGAAAAUCCGUGCUGAUAAACUGGCGAGAACUUUAUCUUUCUAUCGUAUUCAUUGUAUUAUGUAUAUUAGCAUGAUCGUGAUUCGACUAAUUACAAGAAAAUUAUAUUUAUAUGCUAACGAAAUAUGAAAAAGUGUACCGGAUUAACAAUUGAAAACAAAAAGGGUGUCGAACGAGCUAUUCCCUGAAUUUAUGAUUUCGUUAUUGACUGUCAAUAAUGAUGCGCAGCGAAUGUUGCUGCAAGAGCUACUACGAUUGUAAGAGGACCGAAUAAUGUUCUUAAUUGUUGUAUCAAUCGGCACUUGAUACAAAUGCAACAACUUCGAUGUGGCAUUAUGUCAUUCGUGUCAACCGUGUUACUGUCUAUCGAAUUAUACGAUUAAAUUAUUUUAAUAUUACAAAA